This is a messenger RNA of Harmonia axyridis, 2664 nucleotides long. It is a transcript of the gene p115, whose product is annotated as general vesicular transport factor p115. The transcript is spliced from 5 exons. The record is from RefSeq and is a predicted model, not a curated record. Gene Ontology annotation, biological process: transcytosis; vesicle fusion with Golgi apparatus; intracellular protein transport. Gene Ontology annotation, cellular component: Golgi stack; ER to Golgi transport vesicle membrane; Golgi membrane. NCBI's taxonomy places the organism in Eukaryota, Metazoa, Arthropoda, Insecta, Coleoptera, Coccinellidae. Bases 112 to 2550 code for a protein of 812 amino acids.
GACAACGUGUACAAAUUUGGUUUGACAGAUGAUAACAACAAGCUCUCUUCCUCAAAUAUGAUUGUCGAUAUGAACAACUAGAUAUUUGUUAAAUUUCAUUCCCAGGAAUAAAUGCUAAAGAUGGAAUAUUUCCGAAGUGGCCUAAAAUCCGUGUUAGGAGCUCCAGCUCCUGACCAACAAAUAACGGGAGCAGAAACUGUCGAAAGGCUUGUGAGCAGAGUUAGUACUUCUACACUUUUAGAAGAUAGGAGAGAUGCGUGUCGAGCUCUCAAAGCCAUGUCGAAGAAGUAUCGAGUGGAAGUUGGGGCUCACAGUAUGGAUGUAUUGAAACAAGUUUUAGAACUUGAUAGGGCAGACUGUGAGAUCAUAGGUUAUUCUCUAGAUACGCUUUGUAAUAUCACCUCCAGAGAACCUUUUGACGAAGAGACUGAAUCUGUAUUACCCAUAAAUGUUAAUAUCGGAGAACAAUUUACAGAAAUGUUUAUAAAAAAUACAGAAAGUGUCACUUUAGUAUUGAGUUUUUUGGAAGAAUACGAUUUUAGAGUAAGAUGGCCAGCAGUAAAACUCCUAACAUCUCUUUUGGCUAAUAAACCUAAAGAAAUACAAGAAAUAGUAUUAGUUAGUCCUAUGGGUGUGUCUAAGUUGAUGGACUUACUGAGUGAGAGUAGAGAAGUAAUAAGGAACGAUGCUCUGUUAUUAUUAAUUAAUUUAACAAAAAAUAAUGCGAAUAUCCAAAAGAUAGUUGCAUUUGAAAAUGCUUUCGAUAGAUUAUUUGAGGUUAUAACUGAGGAAGGAUUGACAGAAGGGGGCAUUGUUGUUGAAGAUUGUUUGAUCUUGAUGCUCAACUUACUGAAAAACAAUACUAGUAAUAUUAAUUUCUUCAAGGAGGGCUCAUAUAUUCAAAAAAUUGCUCCUAUGUUAAUUCUUCCUGAUAAUCUUGAAGAGAUAGGAUGGAGCCCUCAGAAAGUUUCAAACAUGCAUUGUGUUCUCCAACUUGUCCGAACACUAGUGAGUCCCAAUAAUCCCAUACAAAUUAUCACAGCUUGUCAAAAGAGUAUGAGAAAUGUGAACCUUUUAGAGGCAUUAUGUAAUAUUUUAAUGGCAAGUGGAGUACCAGCUGAUAUUCUAACGGAAACUAUCAACACUGUUGCAGAAAUUAUAAGAGGGAACCUGACAAAUCAAGAAUAUUUUGCUAAUGUUAUGGCACCUUCAAAUCCUCCACGUCCAGCUAUUGUUGUUUUACUGAUGUCGAUGGUCAAUGAAAAGCAGCCAUUUCAGCUUCGUUGUGCUGUGUUAUACUGUUUCGAAUGUUUCGUUUAUAAAAACGAAAUCGGACAAGGUCAAAUUAUUCAGACUCUACUGCCCAGUUCUCUUGCUACAUCGGAUGUUACAACCGGGCAAUUACUUUGUGGUGGAUUGUUCAGUAAUGACAGUUUGAGCAAUUGGUUUUCAGCAAUCUCCCUUUCCCAUUGUUUAAUCGACAAUCCCGCACAAAAAGAACAGCUAUUGAGAGUUAUGAUAGCUACUAAUCUAGGAGCACAAGCUAUAGGAUUGUUACAUCAAAGUAUUAUGUAUCUUCAGCAAAGUAACAAAUUACAGUCUAAAAUUGGUAUUCUGAUGCUCCUAGCUAUGUGGCUAGCACAGUGUCAACAAGCUGUACAGAUAUUUUUAAACGUAUCAGGUGCCAUGGCCUUCCUCACAGCACAAACUUCGGCAAGUGAAUAUGACAAUAACGAAGAACUUCUACAAGGGAUUUGUGCUUUUAUAAUGGGCCUAUGCGUUGUUUUCAAUGACAAUACUGUCCAAAAUUAUUCUAAGGAGAAUUUAUCGCAACUGAUAGAGAAGAGAGUUGGUAUCGAGACAUAUUGUAAGAAAUUGAGUGAAAUAUCAAGACAUGAAGUGUAUGCGAAAGCAGCUAAGCAACCUCAAAUAAUCGCCAAACAUUCCAGUGAACUUUUACUAGAGUUUGAGUUUUGUAAAUUAUUCAAAACAUACGAAGGAGUUAUCAUCAAUGCAUUGGGGGUACAAAGGGAUCUUCAAAAUGGUAUAUCUGAAUUGAGUUUGAGUGAACACGAAAAUGCUCUUUUACUGCAGUAUAAAGACUUGAUUAGGGAUCAGGACAAGAAGUUACACGACCUUCAGAAAGCUUUCAAUAGUUUGCAGAGAGAAAAAGAAAUGUUGAAGAAUGAACUUGAUGAACUUCGUCAGACUAAUUCCCAAUUGAAUGACCAGAAUACGGUUCUUAAAGUUCAAUUAUCAACUAAUUCCACAUCAAAUAAUGUAGAUCAUACAUUAAUCCCACCACCUGUAGUGUCUCAGUUCAAUACCUCAACACAAAUUGAAAGUGAAGAGCUCAAGCAAUUGAGGAUUGAAUUGAAAGGAAAAUCAGAAGAACUUGAACAUUUACGAAAGGAUCAGGAAGAUCUUUUAGAACUCUUAACUGAUCAAGAUUGUAAACUAACUGUUUUUAAAAAUAGGUUGAGGGAGCUAGGAGAAGUGUUUGAGGAUGAUGAUUCAGAUAAUGGAUCCAAUUCUGAAAAUGAAGGAUAAAAACUGUAUAUUUUAGUUUUAAGUAAAAUCGUUAUGUUUAUUUAUUGAAUUAUUCAAUGUGCAAGAUGUAAGUUUUUAUAUUAACUAUACGUUGAAAUAUAGCCUUUAAGCAUU